GACCUAGUCAAACAAGCCACGUAGGCGUCACGUCAGCCAAAACCACCUUCAAAACCGCCGAGGGACCUCGUUUGCCCGGAUUUCAUAAGUUGAGGGAUGGGUUAUACCCGGUUUUGUGGUCAAGGGAUGAAAAUCGGACUAGGAGACAAAUAGAGGGACCCAAAGUGAACUUAUUCCCAGACGUGCAGCGUGCCCUGACCCCCCUCGAUGCGUCCGCCACUCGCAGCCGUCCAGAGCGGCGGGGGUGCCCGCCUCGAGAUUGGCUCCCUGGGCUGCUCGCCUAGAACGUUCCAGUUCACCCCCCCCCCCCCCACCAACGCCAAACGGCGCGGAUCCGCCCGUCCCACGGAGAGCAGCACAUCACGGCUGUCCACGUGGCCGCGCCGCACGGGCCGCGCGUCUCAUCCAUCCCCUCCCCUCUCCCAGCCUGGCACGCAUCACGAGGGCGGCGUCGAGCACGAAGCGGAUUACACGAGUGAUAAACCUUAAUCCGGAUUUAUAAGCGCGGAUUAAUUACCUACCUGCUUACGUCCUCCGUGCUUAAGCAUCGGAUCGUAUAAAAUCCGCCCAAGGAUGAGGGGGGAGAUAGAAAAUAAUAAUAAGAAGAACAGAUUGUAUAAUCUGGGUAUUUUUCUCCCCAACUUUCCUCUCUCGGUUUCCCCGAGAAAUUUCUUGUUGUUUCCCGCAUCACUCCCCACUGAGCCGCCUCCUUGCUCGCCGCUCGCGUUCGUCGUCGUCUCGUCGUUUCCACAAUCAAUUUGACGUCGCCCCUAUUUAUGUCCUGCCUCGGUAGUUGAUUCCUCCCCAUUUCUGUUGCCUCUCGCGGUUGUGGUAAUCGACGCUGUAGGAUUUUUUUCUUCUUCUUCUUUUGGGUCUUCGGAGGAGGCGUCCGGAUCUUUCGUCCCCAUCGAUCCCUUCCGGCCACGGACAUUUCGUGGGUAGAGCGAUUGAUUGGUGGCUUAGGGUUAAUAUUGGGCAGGAAAUGGAGAGCUCUUUGAAAGAGGAGAAGGCUGCGGGCGAAUCAGGGGAUGAUGAGAAGGCGGAGAGGAGCUCCCCUAUCAAUCUGAAUUCGUUGCCAGCAACUGCGGCGUGUGCGGCGACCGCCCCGGAUGAGGAUGGCUUGCACUCUGCAGUGGAGUCAGGAGCUAAGGAUUCGAACACCACGAAGGGAGUUGAGUCUCUUGGUACUGGUCACAAGAAGAUCCCGAAACGUGAGGUAGUUGAUGAAGUUGAUGUUCAGACCUGUGCCGAAGGAAAGAACGAUUCAGUGGUCCCUUCAAGCAGCAAGAACCCUAUCAAUGAUAAGAAUGCAAAGGCAAAUGUGGCAGAGAAUGGACAGUCUGCUGAUGGUAUCCCUGAGGAUCAGAGAGUUACUAUUCUUAGUGUUGUCAAGAAGGAUGAGCCUGCUGAUGAUGUUAGAGAUUCAGUUAAUCCUGUAACAGUCGUAGGUUAUAGAGAUGAGAAGGGUGGAACUAGUGGUACUGCUGGAACUACGGCUGUGCGACCUGCAGGCACCCGGUCAUCUAGUUUCCAUGGUGUGACCAGGCAUAGAUGGAGUGGAAAAUAUGAAGCUCAUCUGUGGGACAGUUCGUGCAGAAUGGAAGGGCGGAGAAGAAAGGGAAGGCAAGUUUAUUUAGGAAGUUAUGAUACCGAGGAAAAAGCUGCCAGGUCAUAUGAUGUUGCAGCUCUUAAAUACUGGGGCCAAAAUACAAAGCUGAAUUUCUCGGUUUCAGAAUACGAAAGGGAACUGGAGGACAUAAGGGACAUGUCUCGAGAGGAAUGCGUAACAUACCUAAGAAGAAGAAGUAGCUGCUUCUCAAGAGGGGCUUCUAUUUAUAGAGGAGUUACUAGGCAGAAAGAUGGGAGGUGGCAGGCACGCAUAGGACUGGUUGCUGGAACAAGAGACAUUUACCUGGGAACUUUCAAAACUGAGGAAGAAGCAGCGGAGGCUUACGACAUUGCUGCUAUUGAGAUCCGUGGCAAAAAUGCGGUGACCAACUUUGAUCGAAGCAACUACAUGGAGAAGGGUAUGCACUGUAUAGAAGGGGCAGGCUUGAAGCUGCUUGCGUCUAAGCCAGAAUGAAAACUUGACUUGGUGGAGCCGCAUCGCAUAUUAGGGUUGUUUCAGUCAUAUUUGGAGCUUAGUGGUACAUACAGAUACAACUGGUUGCAGCUUGUUAAUAUCUCUGCGUUAUAAUCUACAAAUUACAGCUCAAUUUUCGAUUGACUAGCAAAUUCGUCUCAGCAAGAAAGAUUUUGAGCAUGUAUUAUAGGUUGAGUAGGGUAGAUCUGUACAACACCUGAGCAACUCAAUAUUUAUGUUCUGCUCAAUAUAACCUAUCAUUCCAGAUUGUAUGUUCCCCGUUGUCAUUGAAAAUGACUGCACGUUUGUGGGGAUUCUUCUGUUCAGAGUUCACAUUCUCGAUGAAUUUCGAACA
This is a messenger RNA of Oryza sativa Japonica Group (Japanese rice), 2438 nucleotides long. RefSeq names its product AP2-like ethylene-responsive transcription factor PLT1. Gene Ontology annotation, molecular function: DNA-binding transcription factor activity; DNA binding. The record is from RefSeq and is a predicted model, not a curated record. NCBI's taxonomy places the organism in Eukaryota, Viridiplantae, Streptophyta, Magnoliopsida, Poales, Poaceae. Gene Ontology annotation, biological process: regulation of DNA-templated transcription.